Molecule: messenger RNA, 1279 nt
Organism: Daphnia carinata
Lineage: Eukaryota; Metazoa; Arthropoda; Branchiopoda; Diplostraca; Daphniidae
Product: probable endochitinase
Exons: 12
Coding region: 101-1135 (344 amino acids)
Cellular component (GO): extracellular region
Molecular function (GO): chitin binding
Source: RefSeq, a predicted model, not a curated record
GUCACGAUUGAGUGUGGACUACCGAAAGCCGUCGGAAAUAACCUAAACUACUGCUUGUGUCAAACCAUUGUUUAUAAAAUUCUCUGAUUGCUGUAAGGAAAUGAAAGCUAUAAAAACUGUAGCGUUUGUUUUCUUCAUCGUUUUUCAAGUUCUCCCUCGUCCAUCUGCAACUUUCCGAGUGUUGACCCAUGGCAAGAACUUGAGAUUCGAUUCGCGAGGUGAGGGGGAUAUUGAAAUAGGACCCGACCCCACUUUCCAAUGCCCACCCAACACUCCGAUAGCUCCUCAUCCUGAAAGAUGCGAACAGUACUACACUUGUUAUCCUGGAGCUCCUGCCACCCUUUGGCAAUGCUAUUCAGACUACUUGUUUGACCUUCGCUAUUCCGGUUGUAACUUCCCGUACGAUACGGAUUGUGGCGACAGACUGCGUCCCGGUGAAACGACCGUGGCAACAACUAGGAGUCCACCAUUCUCCUGUCCGGAUAACGGAUACUAUCCAGUAUCAGCGUGCAGCGAUCAAUAUUAUUUGUGUGUCGAGGGAGACGUUUAUCCCCAGGUUUGCCCAGAUGGCAGCGUUUUCGAUCCUAACCUCUUGUACUGCGUUAUGCCUGACCAGGUGCCAACAUGCGGAGCGACAACGUCGUCAUCUCCUACAACAACUGGAAGCUCAAUCACAACCACAGUUCAGUCGCAUACUACCCCGACACCCAUCGUAUGCGAAGCUGACGGAUUCUACGCUUUUGAACCAUGUCAAACUGUGUAUUACGCCUGCGUUAAUGGAGUCGCCUAUUUCCAAGAAUGUCCAAACGGUUGGAUUUUCGUUGAGGCAGAAUCAAAAUGUAGACGUCCCGAAGAAACGGAUUGCUUCGAUUCAACAACGACGAUGGCGACACCAACUACCACCGUUAACAACUGCGAUGUAACUACUGUGGCACCAUCCGACUUUGUUUGCCCGAAUAACGAAACUGAUUUCCUUCCCAUCUACCCCGGUGCAUGUUCGGCAAAAUAUUAUACGUGCUACGUUGGAGUGGCGUACCCGCAGGAAUGCCAGCAAGGGUACAUUUUUGACGCACCAACAAGGACUUGUGUGCCCCUCGAAACUGCUGGUUGCACCCCUUGUCCCAAUUUCACCUAAGGCUUUAGAAGACGUCACUGGGAAGGUCAAACGCUAAUCAAGAAUGAAACGAUCACGCUCCAAUGCUUUUUUUUUUCAACUAAAAUGAAAUAAUGAAUAAAUGAAUUGCCUCUUUUAUCAAUAAAUAAAAAAGGCCUCGUGUAA